GUUCAUUUACGUUCAAACGUAUCUCAAGAAAAGCUAAAAUAUAAACUUGAAUAAAAGUUGAAUUAAAUUUUAGAAAAUGGCUUCUAUACCGUUUGCUGCAUAUAAAGCUGGUAGUAUACAUGAGAAUAUGAGAAAAGCUAUGAGAUCAAGAGCAUCUAGUGGAUCAUCAGUACCACAAAAGACAACCCCUGCGAUACCAAUGAAACAAAAAUCUGAAUCCUUCUCAGAGAGAGGAACUGGCGGAGUCUUCGACAACUUACGCAAGCUUGUUUUGAGUAAAAGAGCCAGCUCUGACGAAUCCGUAUAG
Molecule: messenger RNA, 307 nt
Organism: Dimorphilus gyrociliatus
Lineage: Eukaryota; Metazoa; Annelida; Polychaeta; Dinophilidae
Source: the annotation of a GenBank genome assembly